AAGUCGAAGAGGAGGUGCGAAACCUCCUGCAGAAUGCCGACACGAAGGCAUUAGUGGGAUCUGUGCGGAAGAUCAUGCAGGUGUUGGAACACCAUGGCUUGGCAUGCCGCCAAUGCCUGAGUUGCAUGAAGGUGGGCGUGCACGACGCUAACCGAGAUGGUCUCGGUGUGUCGGCCUUCGACUGCCACAGGUUGUGCUCUGAGAUCAGCGACAUCGGCUACGACAGCCAGGAGUUCAAGGGGGUGGCAAUUCAGCUGCAGGGCGCAGAGCUGGACAGGAUCCAGGCCUUCAACAGGAAGUUGCAGGAGGAGGCCCAAGGCCUUUUGGGUGGCGCAAGUGACAUGAUCAGGUACGCAAGUUUGGCUGGCUCUCACGCCAACGACGCCAUGAGGUGCUUCGCAUCGCAUGUGGAACACAAGGAUGAUGAGCUCACAUUGGACGGCCGACUCUCGAUAGAGAGGCUUGCGUCGAAGGAUGGCGCCUUCUACAAGGCCAUCGUUGAUGGCGAGACAUGGAUGGUGCUUGAGGCCACUUGCUCCACCACCUGGCCAACGCUGGCCGAGACAGUGCAGGCAGCUUACAAUGCAGCUGGGCAGCUGGCGAGGCGUGAGACUGACCUCCAGGUGAUGAAAAGGCUGCACACAGCCAUCAUCCGCCAGGGAGCGGCGUGUGCAGUGCCGCGCAUGUACACCUUCGUCAUGCACUUCGCUGGGGGGCGAUCAGGUGAGUUCCUGAAAGAGACGGAGGCCUUCUUGCGCAUCAAGUGCGUGCCUGCAAGGCACUUGGCACCCGAGGUGUACGAAUCCCUCGCAACCGAGAUGCGACACACGGGAGCGCAACAAUUCCCCAAGUGCCGCCACGCGCUUCUUAAGGCACUCUUCACCAUUGAGUCUCGGAUCACGGCGAGCGACCUUCGACGUCUCUUCAGCCAGAAGUCAGGUAUGAUGCCACAGCUGGAGGAAUGUGAGGGGUUGAUCACUGAUGUGCAGAAGCUCUUCAAUUACCUUGACGUGCCAGCUGAGGUCAAGUUGCAGCAUCAAGGUGACUUUGAGAUCUCUUUGAUGUUCUGCCUGUUGCAGAAGAAGGAGCCAGGCAAAGAGCAGCGCGACAGUUUGCAAAGUGUUGCUCACAGUGCAGUGAUGCUGACGAGGGAGCAUUCUGGUUUGAAGACUCCUGACCUCGUCUCCCCAUCUUGUCAUCCAGUUCAGGCACGACAACCUCAGGUGGUUCGGCUUCAGCAGCCGCCAGUCAUUCUCUUCCGGAUGCGUGAGUACGACGAGAGCGGGAAACAGCACACAACUGCAGCCUUGGAAGAGGCAGGCUUCGCGGUGAGCCAGCGGGCGCUCCACAAGAAGACCAAACAGGAGGGCGAGAUUGUGGCCAUGACUUCGGAGAAAGUCACGAUCAACCUAGAUUCAAAGACGACCAUGACUGUUGGCGCACAGGAUUUUCUGAUGGGCCAAUGGCAGACAGUGAAGGCCAAGGCGCCCAUCGAGUUUCUUGCCUGGGAAGAUCGGGAGCCGUUCAAGUCGGUGGAGGUCUCAGUCAUGGAGCUCCAGGCCAGUGCAUGCUUGGCCCUUUGCGAGGCCGCCAAGAAGAAGAGCCUGGAAGGUCUGAUUGCAUUGCAGACCAAACCUGCGAAAGACGUGAUUGCAGCAAAGGCGAUCUUGAAGCAUGCCUUGCAGAUCAUCCCAGUGACCUCAAAGAUUCAGGUGCAGGAGGCCACGAAGGGAAAACAGAUUCCGCCUUCGGCGAUCUCCAUGGGCCAGAAGAAGAUUGGCGAAGCUGUCUUUGACAUGUGGCUCAUGCCGCAUCCUUUGAAGGAGGGUUGCCUUGUGAGCCCGGCUUUCAUGGUGCGGAGCACAGAGGAUGAAAGCAAGGCCAACAUGGAGAUCUGGCCGGCGCUGGGCAGGCAACAGGUCAAGGAGCUGAAAGUUCCAGUGUUGAGGAACACGAAGGCUGUGAAGAAGGGAGAACAAUUGCUGGUCUAUAGGCCCAAGGUGGAGGCUGAGGCCGCGGAAGAUCCAACAGGGCAUCCGAAGAAGAAGGCACGAAAGGCCAAAUGA
Durusdinium trenchii is the source of this 2066-nucleotide messenger RNA. The record is from the annotation of a GenBank genome assembly. Lineage: Eukaryota; Dinophyceae; Suessiales; Symbiodiniaceae.